This is a messenger RNA of Metarhizium brunneum ARSEF 3297, 417 nucleotides long. The record is from RefSeq and is a predicted model, not a curated record. Lineage: Eukaryota; Fungi; Ascomycota; Sordariomycetes; Hypocreales; Clavicipitaceae.
AUGGAAAAGAAAACUCUUACAAUAACGGGACGAAAAGAACUCCAUGAACUAAAGUCGCCGGAAUAUUUGGACGAAGACUCGCACCAAGAAAUCCUCAAUUGGGUGCGACAACAAGCAGAAGCAAGGAAGAUUCGAAGGGAACAACAACAUAGGGAGGAGCAAGACGCACAAAUCCUCACCCCCCUCGACGAACCAGAAGAUAGAGUAAGGGAGAUAAGCGUCGAUGACGACAACGCAAUCCUAGACACUCCAGAAGCGUCCGAAGACAAACAAAGCGAGGAAGAAACGCCAGCAGGGCUAACAGCCACACAAGAGCAAGCUAUACAACGAUAUUUCCCCGCACCAACAGGAAAACAUUUCGCAAUUCCUAUUAUUGCAGUGGACACCACCACAAUAUUGAGAAACCCGACACUAUAA